AGCAAGACAAACCGGACGGGAUGUACGGCAGCAGCUCCACACACGGCUACAGAGCGACAUCCAGAGAUUCACUGCUGACUAACAGACACACAAACACAGAGAAGACAUGAGAGCUGUCGCAGCCUUUCUGCUGGUGCUGUGUUACCUGGCCGUCACUCACGCCUGGAACUGCGACGAGGGCACGGGGAUGUACAACGUUACGCAGGUGGAUGCCGGCCAGGGGAUGGUGAUCGCAAGAGACACAUCUGGCUAUGUGUACUUCCUGAUUGGAUCGUCCUGGCACAGAAUGAGCACAACUGAAUUCAAGCACGCCUCAGUUGGACCUGCAGGGAUUUGGGCGACUGGUAACACCCAGGACAAGGUCUACAAAUACAUAGCUGGCAACUUUCAAAUUGUGACUAGCGGUCAGGCUAUGCAGCAGGUGGAUGCUGGAGGUAAUGGUCAGGUUGUGGGGGUUUACUACGACAACAACUACUGCCUGAGCAGUACUUCCGCCUCAGCCUACAGUGGGUCCGGCGCCCUGACCUGGACCAGCCUGUCGAAGGCCAUGACGUACAUCAGCUGCGGACCGUACGGAUGCUGGGGAGUGGACAAAACCGACAAGAUCUUCUUCACGCCGAAUAUGACACCGACCUCCUGUGACACCAGAGAGUGGACCCAGAUCGAAGGGGCCGCGGUAAUGGUUGAAGUUGGGACGGACGGGAAAGUCUUCGUGGUGAAUCGAGGAGGGAUGCUCUGGGAAAGAACGGGCAUCGCCGCCAGAACCCCUCAAGGAACAGGCUGGAAUCACGUCUCAGUGUGCAUGAAAGUCCGCCACGUGUCCCUUGACCUGGGCACUAUGUGGGUCGUGACCAACAUUGGUUUGCUCCUGAAGUGCACACAGUAACGCCUGAUUGCCAUUUCAUUUUUUUUGUAAAUUUUAUUUUUAUCUUACAAGCUGUGGUGUAACAACACUGUAAAUCAAGGCUGCAAGAAUGUGUUUACUGCAAGCAAAUUACUUUGAUUAAACACGAAAAUGGAUUGGACGGUGAAAUGGUAAUAAUAGCUGACAAUAGGAAAUAAGAGUGUAAGAGUGAGCUAAUACAUUAAAGACUUUAGACUUUGGA
This is a messenger RNA of Acanthopagrus latus (yellowfin seabream), 1106 nucleotides long. Its product is annotated as fish-egg lectin-like. Bases 107 to 886 code for a protein of 259 amino acids. Lineage: Eukaryota; Metazoa; Chordata; Actinopteri; Spariformes; Sparidae. The transcript is spliced from 5 exons. The record is from RefSeq and is a predicted model, not a curated record.